This is a messenger RNA of Tribolium castaneum (red flour beetle), 1906 nucleotides long. RefSeq names its product hexokinase type 2. The record is from RefSeq and is a predicted model, not a curated record. NCBI's taxonomy places the organism in Eukaryota, Metazoa, Arthropoda, Insecta, Coleoptera, Tenebrionidae. Gene Ontology annotation, molecular function: glucokinase activity; ATP binding; fructokinase activity. The transcript is spliced from 7 exons. Gene Ontology annotation, biological process: glycolytic process; glucose 6-phosphate metabolic process; intracellular glucose homeostasis. The coding region runs from base 189 to 1553 and encodes 454 amino acids. Gene Ontology annotation, cellular component: mitochondrion; cytosol.
CAGUGUGUGGGAGAGAGAUCGUAAAACUUAUCGUACUUUAUAUAUUCGUGUGUGUUCGUCGGGUCGGGUUUAACACACACAUACACGUUUCAAGGCGCGAUUGUUACUUUCAUAUCGUGUUAUCGCCGUUAUCGAUAGUGGGUUUUUCGUUUGUCCGAGUCGGAUUUUCCGAUUUUUUAAGUGAAAAAAUGGGUUUUAGAAGAAACUCACAUUCGCAAGCGCAGGCGGCGAUCCGCGAAAAAUGCCAAGAGCUCAUCCUGAGCAACGCACAACUGGAAGAAUACAAGAAGAAACUGCUGAACGACUUGAAGAAAGGUCUCGGAAAGGCGACCCACCCGACAUCGAUUGUAAAAUGUUUCAUUACCUACGUCCAAGACCUGCCCGAUGGUUCAGAAACGGGUAAAUUCCUUGCACUGGAUCUUGGCGGCACAAAUUUCCGCGUACUUUUGAUCGAACUGAGCAAGAAUCACUUCGAAAUGCGGUCGAAAAUUUUCGCCAUCCCUCAGCACAUCAUGUUGGGCUCUGGCGAACAACUUUUCGACCACAUCGCCGAUUGUUUGGCCAAGUUCGCCAAAGAUGAGAAGAUCCAACACGAGGUUUUACCGUUGGGUUUCACGUUCAGUUUCCCGUUGAUGCAGAAGGGACUGACUAAGGGGAUUCUGGAGCGGUGGACCAAAGGGUUCAAUUGCUCGAACGUUGUGGGUAACGACGUGGUCCAGAUGCUCAAAGAUGCGAUUGACAGACGCGGGGACAUUCAGAUUGAGGUUUGUGCCAUUUUAAACGAUACCACGGGAACACUCAUGUCAUGUGCAUGGAAAAAUCGCUAUUGCAAGAUCGGCUUGAUCAUCGGCACUGGCACGAACGCGUGUUACGUGGAAGACCAGAAAAACGCCGAAAUGUUUGACGAGCCUGAUCGCGGUUCCGGCAAAGUGCUAAUCAAUUGCGAAUGGGGGGCUUUCGGAGACGACGGAGCCCUGGAUUUCGUGCGAACGCAAUACGACCGUGAAGUGGACGAACACACGGUGAAUCCCGGGAAGCAACUGCACGAAAAAAUGAUUUCCGGCAUGUACAUGGGAGAGUUGGUAAGACUGGCCCUCGAGCGCUUCACAAACGAGGGAUUGUUGUUCGGGGGUAAAGGUUCCGACCAGUUGUUUACCCGCGACCGGUUUUACACGAAAUACGUUUCGGAAAUCGAGAGUGAUCCCCCGGGAACGUUCACAAACUGCAAGGAGAUUCUCGAGGAGUUGGGCUUGAAACAUGCCACUGAACAAGACUGUAUUAAUGUGAGGUAUGUCUGCGAAUGCAUUUCUCGCAGAGCUGCUCAUUUGGCGUCGGCUGGAAUCGCCACGCUUUUGAAUAAAAUGAAAGAGCCGAGGGUGACAGUCGGGAUCGAUGGGUCUCUGUACAGGUUCCACCCACAUUUCCAUAAUUUGAUGAUGGAGAAGAUUUCCGAGUUGGUCGAGCCGGGGAUUGUGUUUGAUUUGAUGUUGUCUGAGGACGGGAGCGGACGCGGGGCUGCGCUAGUGGCAGCCGUGGCUUCACGUAAACGGUGAAGUUAGCUAGUGGUUAUUUUUGUAAAUACUAGGAUUUGUCCCAAACGACUUGGUUUGGGGCAACAAGUGGCUCCUAUCAACUCUAUUUUUUGUUAAAUUUUAUCAAAAUAAAAGUUAUUUAUUUGUUGUAUUUGUUUUACGGAAAUUUUUAUUGUAAAAUAUGUAACGUAAUUGUUUUUUACUGGCUUGCCAUCUACAAAUGAAAUGUAUUUUUUAUAUGCAAACCUUAGUCAUAAAUUAGCCGCGCUUUAAUUUAGAAACGACUGAAAUAUUGCAGUGUAGGUACUUAAAUCGUGUAACCUUUUUUCUAAAUGGGUUUAGUUGUAAACAAAUUAAUAAAAGAAUGAAACCAG